AUGGAUGAAUUUGAGCAAACUCUUCAAAACCCUCCGCCCCAGCCCCAGAGCUGCAUCCAGUCCACUCGCUCCCUACUACAGCUGCCCCCGUUGCCUCCGCUUGCGCCCGCGUUGUUGCUCGCAUCGGUGAUCACAGCUCGAACUGCUGCCCUUGGUAUUGCGCUUCCACAUCACAUCGGAGGAGAUCUUGCGGUGGUUCAGGCGACCUUAGGCGACCGUCACAGAUUCAGAUUCAGGAAGAUGGCGUCCGCAAUGUUGAAGUCCACAGUGACCAUUGUUGCAGCCGUUUUGAGCAUGGCUGUGUUGGCCAAUGCGCAGGCGCCCAGUCCUGCCCCAGGACCUGAGAAAGGUGCCGGGGUCCUUACAGUGCCGACAAUGAUUGUGCCCGUGGUUGGGAUGAUCCUGUCUUUGGUUGCGGGGCGCAUGCUGUGUUGAACACACGUGAGCUAUGAGCAUUGUAAAGUUGGAUGCGUAGAUUAUGUAGUGCUGUUGAAGUGCUAUCAAUUCAAUUCAUGAGGUUAGGAAGAUUGUGAAGCGGAGAAGCCGGUGGGACCGAGUUAGGGUGCAGAAGGCGACGACCAAGCGGAUUUUCAGGACGAGAAGUUUGGCAUGAUGCUGUACAAUAAGCAGUGAUUACGGUAGCGGUAGUUAGGAAUGUAGUGUGGAGUUUGAGACAUUGAGGAGAAAAAUUCAUGAAUAUGGGUUUUCCUCUACAUGCACAAAUCUAGGUUCUAAUUUGCAUGCAAUUAAUGAAAUUUUGUAUUAUGAAGAUUAAUCAAUUAAUACAAUUUCCACAAAGAAGUACUUUUGAUGAA
Physcomitrium patens is the source of this 815-nucleotide messenger RNA. RefSeq lists its product as uncharacterized. The record is from RefSeq and is a predicted model, not a curated record. NCBI's taxonomy places the organism in Eukaryota, Viridiplantae, Streptophyta, Bryopsida, Funariales, Funariaceae.